Messenger RNA from Pelobates fuscus (common spadefoot toad), 4283 nucleotides. RefSeq lists its product as uncharacterized. Bases 106 to 3381 code for a protein of 1091 amino acids. The record is from RefSeq and is a predicted model, not a curated record. The transcript has 13 exons. NCBI's taxonomy places the organism in Eukaryota, Metazoa, Chordata, Amphibia, Anura, Pelobatidae.
UACUGAUUAUAAUCGUGCAUCCACCACCAGAAUGACAUAUGAGACAGAGCUCUGGUAUAAUGUGACAAUGUGUACAAUGCUUUCGACUACUGGGGACAAGGAACCAUGGUGACAGUGACAACAGAGGAAUCUAAAGGCUCUCUCUUCCCCCUACUUCCAUGUUGCAUUCAGGAAAAAACAUUGGAAGUAAUCACUAUCGGCUGUAUUCUUAAAGAUACCAGUCCGGCAGGAAAUCAAAUCAAAAUAAGUGACGCUAGUGGAAAGGAAAUGAAAGCAAUAAGGUAUAGGAGUAAGCUUGACAAGAGUUACAUUGAAAGCAGUCAUCAUACCAUUUCAGCUGAUUCAUGGAACAGUAACAGUUUUACUUGCUCUGUGAAUGAUAAAAAGAAGGAGUUAAAAAACGAAUGCAAAAAUGCAAAGCUGAUGAAACCCUACAUUCAUAUUUUAUUACCAUCUUGUGAUGAUAAAAAUGAAGUGCAGUUAGUUUGCCUCGUUUCAAACUUUCGGCCAGCUGAAGUUUUUGUAACUUGGCUAAGAAAUGGACAAUCUACAGGUAAGACAGCGAGUGUAAUCAACCUUAUGAAGAAUAAUGAUGGAACUUUCUCUGGGAGAAGCGAGUUGAAUGUUACCCGAGGAUACUGGGAUAAGCUGGAUGAAUACACAUGUCAAAUUACACACCAAGGUCAGCUCUACAUGAAGAAUAUAAGCAAAUGUUCAGCAUGCGAAGGGAACUUCUUCCCACCAUUUGUAGACUUGUUUUUACCUUUGUAUGAGGAUUUUAGUAACGGAAAAGGUACAAUCAAGUGUUUUGUUUAUGGUAAUUAUUUGGAUACAAAUGCAAUCUCCCUGAAACUUAAUGAGAAGGUCAUGACCGGUAACAAAAUUGUUGAACCAAAGGAUGGAAAAGAGAAAUAUCUAACAAUUGCUUAUGAAGUCACUGAAGCAGAAUGGAACUCAGCAAACAAGGUGUCUUGUGUGGUCAAACAUCCAUGCUCUAAUAUAGUUGUUGAAAAAAAAGAGAAAACAAUUAAUGCCAAGGACAAAGAGACAAAAAGUCCUACAGUUCAGAUUCUGCUGCCUUCUUGUAAUAAUACUGCAGCAAAGGGUGUAUCUUUAAAUUGCCUUGUUUCUAACUUCCGGCCAGGCUUAGUUUCAGUAGUCUGGAUUCAGAAUGGAUCACCCCUAACUGACAAUAACAAAGGAUUUGAUCUCAUGAAGAACAUAGAUGGAACAUUCUCAGGAAGAAGUAUCCAUGAAGUACCAAGUGAAAGUUGGGAUAAGAACAAUGAAUAUGCAUGUCAGGUUACACACAAAGGGACAAUCUUUAUAGAGAAGAUGAGCAAAUGUACAGCUUGUCAUGGUGUUUCCAUGCGCCCUGUUGUGAACCUAGUGAAAUCUGCUUAUGCAGACAUUGUUGACGGCAAAGGCAAAAUAAUUUGUUCGGUUGUGGGUGUCGAUGUAGACACAGAGCACAUCACUCUGAAAAUUGAUGGAAAGGUGAGCGUUAAGAAGAGUGAUAAUGAAAGAUCUCGUGGAAAUAAUGUAAAUGCAACUUUCAGCAUUACUCUCGUUGAGUGGACGAAGUGGAAAAGUGUGGCGUGUGCGGUCAAGAAUCCUUGUUCUCCAGAGAUUGUUGAGAAAGAGAUAACAAUUGCCGUUCCCAGAAGUGUAUCCGUGCGCGUCUUCCAUUCCCCUGAUUCAUUGGAACAUAAAACUCUUCUCUGCAUUGUUGAUGGUCACAUACACAAAGAAAUAACUAUAACAUGGAAGCAUAAAAAUAAAAAUUUAAAGUGUACCUCCAGCCAUCUAGAAUAUAACGAUGAUGGGACAUUCACUUCAAGCUGCACGUUAACAGUGGAAAAAAAGACAUGGGCCACUGGAUACAUCUACAGUUGUGGAGUCACAGGCGUGGAGUUUAAAGACACUCUCCCGAUAACAGACAUUAGCGCACUAGAUAACUCGGGGAUAAUACCAACAUUAGAGAUACAUAAACCAUACUUCGAAACACUCUUUCUGAAUAGGAGUGGAGACAUUUCUUGCAAAACCAACGUGCCACAUGCAGCCAUUGAAUGGAUGGAAGAUGAAAAAAAGUGGGACGGCACAGUGAAAGCCAUCACAGGUGGUUGGUUGCAGAGCACAACACAAGUCAGUCUCCAGGAUUGGAAAACAAAACGUCUGGCAUGUAAAUUGAAAUCUCCAGGAAACAUCUUACUGAAAAGAACUCAGAGUAUAAACACUUUAUACACCCCAGCAGAGGUGAAACCCCCAAAAGUAUAUCUUCUGCCUCCGUUUCAAGAGAGUGAAGAUUUGGAUAAUAACUUGACAUUGCUUUGUGUAGUUAAGGGCUUUUAUCCACAAGAUCUCUUUGUCACAUGGGAGAUCAAUAAUACCAUGAUACCCCAAGGGUACAAUCCUGGUACCAGUGACAUUAGCUGCCACCAUGAAAAAAAGCAAUGCUCAACUACAAGUCAACUCCUUAUCCUGAGGACAGAGUGGAAUAGUGGGACUACUUACACAUGCUUGGUCGCACAUGUAUCUUCAACAGCAUACACAAGGCAGAACAGAAGCAUCUCUACUGACAAACAUGAGCUAACAGCUUUUGAAUCAGCAAUUGAUAUUAUCAAGCCUUCCUUCAAAGAUCUUUUUCUUGAUAAAUCUGCAAAUGUUUCAUGCAGCACCAGCCAUGAAAAUGCUACAAUACAGUGGAUAUUGGAUGGGGAACGAAUCCCCCCAAACUAUAAUGAAACACUAUUCAAACAUAAUUCGACUUGGUUCCAAAGCACCAUAGACAUCACCCUUGAACAGUGGAAGACAACUUCAAACCUAACGUGCCAGGUUAAAGAUUACAAAGAAGCAGUGAUUGAAUCAAGAGUCAUAUUGCCAUACACCUUAGGAAAGAUGAAAGCACCAGUAGUGCAUUUACUUUCCUCUGCUUCAGACAACGUGGACACUGAAAACAAGACUUUGACUUGUUUAGUAACAGCUUUUUAUCCAGGGGAUCUCUUUGUGAACUGGGAAGUUGUGGGACUUUCAAUUCAACUUGAUGCUCCUGACAUGAGCAAACUUACAUGUGACCAUGAAGCGCAACAAUGCUUGUAUGUCAGUCAACUUUCCAUCCCUAAGGACACUUGGUUCAAAGGAGUGACCUAUGUCUGCCACGUGGCACACAUUACCUUAGAAAAUCCUAUAAAGAUGAACAUAAGUGCUUCUUAUGAUAAAAUGUCCACUAAUGACAUUACUGUUUAUCAUGAUGAAGUGGGUGAGAAUCUCAGUGACACAGAAGAGGCCUCCAGUGUGUGGACCACAGCAUCCACGUUUAUUGCUCUGUUUUUGCUUACUCUGGUAUACAGCAGUUUUGUUACUUUUGUUAAGGUAAAGUAAUCGUAAAGGACAAGUAUCCCAACAUUUACCAAUCCAAUGAUUCAGUAUCAUAACCCCUAAUUCUGCUUUGUGUGUGAUGGAAAUAUAUUCAGAAGAUGUAUGUGAAAACAUGACUAAAUAAAUUACAGAAAGUUGGCAAUUUGAUGACUCAUCAACAUACACCCAAAGAAGGUUGAUGAAUAGGAAACACCUCGCUGAAAAAAUGGAGUUAGAAGUGAGAGCAGAUCUGAGAAGUACCACAAUUAUUGCAGUAGAUAUUUAAUUCUGAUUGAGAGUUAUGGCAAGAAUAAUGAUUCCAAACAUUUCCACUCUGCCCUGGUCUAGUUCAUUCAAAAUUGCAAACAAUCAAAAUUAAAAUGUGAUUUGCCAAGAGAUGAAUAGAAGCAGUUGUAACUUGAAUUUAAUUUUGUUAAACAUCUUGUAAAGCGGAUGAACAAGUUUCCAAAUUGCAAAUUUGUUAUAACCAUUUUCUAAUUUUACUAUCGUUUUCUUCUUAGUAAAUCUUUGUGACUUCUUCAGUCCCAAAUUUUGUAAAUCAUUAUGUAUUGUGAUGGUACAGUUUAUAAUUAGAAUGUUGGACAUUUAUACAGACAAAUGUUUCAUGUGCUAUAAGUUGUAAGAUGCAGGUUUUUAAUGUGACCUAUAUUAUAUCAAAUAUACUAUGUUGAGCUAAAACAUCCAGAGAAGUUAUGCCUAAACAAUUUAUAUUCUACUCUAUCUAGUUUUUAGUUUUACAAAUAUAUGCUAUUUUAGCCAACUGUACACAAUUAACCAUGUCGAUUGUAUUGGCUUGUAUCAUUUCAUUUACUGAAUUUAAUAAUGCUGUAUUGAGCCACUUCUCAAAGACAUAUCGUAUACAAGGGCUUUAUUUUUAUUAUAUCUGAUUGUCAUCAAAUCUACUU